AUGCUCAAGUGGAUUUGGAACUACGGGUAUGAACGUCAAUUGACCAAAGUCAAGAGCGGUUCCAUGCUUCCACUACUGGAUGUUGAGACGUACAAUGCGAUUGCGCAAGACAACAGUGAUGCGGGUUGCAGUGGAAUAAGAAGAGCUAAAGCUAGUUUUGAGGACAAGAACCUGGCGUUAGGCGUGUAUUAUAUGCUUGAAGGAUUUCAAUUCCGCAUGCCACUGCUACAUAGGGACACGAACCUGGAGAAGUGGCAUGUUGAUUUCAAGGGAACCCCCUUCAGAAGCCUCCGGAUACAACCAACUACCGAUCACGGUAUCGUCGCCAUGUAUGCAUUCGAUCAGAAGAUUGGAUCCUUCAAGAUUCUAGAUUUCCCUGCUCGCGGCCCUUAUGUCGGCGAUUUGGUUUCGCGGCAGCGAAUGAUUGCGUGGAUUUGGGAUUACGGUAACAAGCGCCUAGAGGGCCGAGUGAAAUCCAAAGCAGCGCAACGCUCCCAACCCAAAGCACCCACGAAAACUCACGCCAAAGUCAGACGAACAGAGAAGCCCCUGCUCCAUAGAGUACUACACACAGCUAGUUUCAAGGCACAACGUGGAGCGAGCUCGAAUAUCCAAGGCACGAGGACCGUACCCAAAAAAGGGGAUAUCACCAUGGAAGACGUCGGUGCUGGUGCCCAUAGAGAGAAUGUGGAGCCUUCCGCUCGAAAGGCACCACUUCGCGUCGCUGACCCAAAUGCUCAGCUGGGAAUGGCAUGGCAGACAAAGGGCCGGGGACAUUUCAGGAGACAGCAAUACUUGAGGUCGAUAAUAUCGAAAUUGAGCGAUUGGGCAUAA
Molecule: messenger RNA, 834 nt
Organism: Letharia columbiana
Lineage: Eukaryota; Fungi; Ascomycota; Lecanoromycetes; Lecanorales; Parmeliaceae
Exons: 3
Coding region: 1-834 (277 amino acids)
Source: RefSeq, a predicted model, not a curated record